Messenger RNA from Sardina pilchardus (European sardine), 2181 nucleotides. RefSeq names its product zinc finger HIT-type containing 6 (gene znhit6). Gene Ontology annotation, cellular component: nucleus; pre-snoRNP complex. The transcript has 10 exons. Gene Ontology annotation, biological process: maturation of LSU-rRNA from tricistronic rRNA transcript (SSU-rRNA, 5.8S rRNA, LSU-rRNA); snoRNA localization; box C/D snoRNP assembly. Lineage: Eukaryota; Metazoa; Chordata; Actinopteri; Clupeiformes; Clupeidae. The coding region runs from base 125 to 1354 and encodes 409 amino acids. The record is from RefSeq and is a predicted model, not a curated record.
UGUCGUAAUUGUCAACACGAAUCGAAUUACGGCAGCGGCACCUCCACGUGCCGUCAGUGUAAAAAGUAUCGUUAGCUGUUAUCAAAACACGUUUGUGUGGUUUUGCACAAAUUUACUUGCUUUAAUGUAUGACAAUAUGGAAUCAUUGAUCAUUCCAACAAAGGGCGACUUCGAUAGUGAAUGCGACUCAUCUGGUGAAAUGAAUGAAAGAGGAAAGAAGCGAAAGAUAUCCCUGACAAGGUGUGGUAUGUGUGACACAGAAGAGGCGAGAUAUAGGUGUCCUGGCUGCAUGACGCACUCCUGCAGUUUGGUAUGUGUAAAGAAGCAUAAAGUGGAGACAGGAUGCAGUGGUGUUCGAGAUAAAGCUGCUUUUGUGCCCCUCUCUGAGUUUGAUGAGAUCAACCUUCUCAAUGACUACAGGUUUCUGGAGGAGACUGGGAGAUUGGCAGAUAGUGCAACGAGGGAUGUCUUUACUCAACUACCUCAGCAAACUCAGAGGGUCCAGAAGCUGGCUAAGCAGGCCAACGCAGCUAAAAUCCACCUGAAGGUCCUCCCCAGGACAUUUACCAAAAGGAAAGAGAACUCGACCUUUUACCACAGAAGAGAGGGACGUUUCUAUUGGCAUCUGAAGCUCGUUUUCCCUCAGAGCAGUGCUGAAUACGCAGAAAAGAGAGUUCCAGAUAAUCAAACCUUGGAGGAGAUCCUCAAGUCUUACAUCCACCCCACAGAGUCUGACCCAGUUAGACGGCAAAAGUUAAAGAUCUAUGCUCAAUCCCCAGUGGACCAUGUUAGAGUCUUUAUGAAGGCUGAGGAGAACAGGCCUAAUUCGCUAAGGUACCAUGAGCUGGAUGUGAAGAAAAGCUUAAAAGACAACCUGAUGCACAAAACCAUCAUUGAGUAUCCCGCUCUGCAUGUGACUUUGAAGGACCACUGCCAAGACUACCUCACUCAGAGACAAGGAGAAGUGUGGACCCCUCGCGUCACCACCACCACCCCUCCAGAGAGUCUAGCUUCUGGUCCUGAAGCUGAUGCAGAGACCGAGCAACCUAAGGUGGACCCCCAUAGCCCUCGUGGGACCCUUUCAGUCACACCCCUGGCGAAGAAGGUGAAGAGGGCCCCGCUCAGCGAGGAAGAGCUGGAGGACGGCGAGAUCCUGAGUGGCAAUGAGGGGGAAGAGGAAGAUGAAGAUUGCAAAGGCAAACCUGUCGAUGGAACUGGUAGUGAGAUUCCGGGGGCAAAUAAUGAUAAUAAGCAAGACGAAAGUGAGGAUGAUGAUGGUAGUUGUCAAGAGGAUAAGACUGAUAGUCAUCACAAGGAGGAGAUGAGCGGUAAUGUGAGCAGUGAUGAGGCCUAAGUCAAAGCCAGUCACAGUGAAAAGACUGUUACAGAGGACAGAUGGCAAGGGAGAGAGAGUAGAGUUGAUCUCUACCAUGGAGAGACAGCGCAGAGAUGAUGGUGAUGAAACCUAUGUUUGGACUUUGUCACAGAGAACAAAACUGCUCAUCUUGAUCAUGAAGUUUGAUGUGACGUAUGAGUAGGUCUUAUAGGUCUAUAUGAAUGUUUAUGUGGAAGAGACGGCGCAAUAGGAUCGUGGAUGCAAGUGGUGUUGAGAUGGGAUUGAGUAACACGUUAACUCAGUCCAGAGAAAAACGUCUUCCACUGAGCAUCAGGAAUGUACUGCAGGAGUUUAUUUCAUAAACUUUAUAAAAAAGUGAUCAGUGCUUAAAAUGUGUUAUUUCAAGCCACAUAUUAUGCUUUUAGAUUAACAUAUAUUUGUACUUUCGCAUAUAAUAUAACUGACACCACACCUUUGACAAGUCAUAUCUUUUUAGCUUUUUUUAUACAUGGUGGUCCAUUCCAUGUGUUUUUAUUUUGUUCUGUUGUUUGAGUCAUUCCUUAGUUAUUGAUUUGAUGGAUAAUGAUUUGCAGACAGUGCCAUUGUCAAUCAGUGAAAUAGACUGAUGAGUCUGGAUCUAAAAGCGCACAAUAAAAGCUUCAUGUUAUUGUCCCCCUUGGUCAUUGGAAUUCUACUCAGGACAUCUAAAUUAUUUCACUUGCUCGGACAUGAACGAAGAUUGACCCCGACUUUCCGAGUGAACGUUUGCCAUGUUGUGUUAAAGCCAUUUCCCGCUGACCGAGAGAACUUCGAAUCAUAAAUAAAAUGUUUGAUGCCGUGCUCCC